AUGACGACAAAUCAAAAGAAGUCGAAAGUAUAUAGGGUUCAGGGAUUGCCAGACCGCCCAGGCUUUGAUAGAUAUGCCGCAACCCAGCUCAUUGCCAGUGCCAUCAACGACCCUACUGUGACGGCUGGCGACAUCGAGAUCUACUCCCUAGCUCCUUCUGUUGACCCACACAAGAUAUGGAAUCGCAAGGUGGCAACCGUCAUGUUCAGCCAUGCGCCAUCACCUUUGGCCACAGCAGAAGGUUCGGACAAGUCCGUUGAUUCAGAAUGGCGGUUUCCCGUCCCUGGAUUCCCGGAGCCGUUGGUCUUGGACUCUCAUUUCUUAGGACUUACGGUGCUAAACGAUGUCAGUGCGACUGAACAUCGAUGCGACUGCAUUGUUCUGUCCGGUCUCGCGAGCCAUCCCUUUGGAUCAUGGCAACCAAAAGGUGACAACAAGUCCUAUAUGUGGAUCCGAGACACGUUACCCACCAGUAUGGAUGGAGUUCGAUUCAUCUUGUUUGGCUAUGACACGACUCUAAAGGACAGUGACUCGUUCCAGACAAUUGUGGACCUGUCGAACAGUCUUUAUUUGACACUGCAAACAAAUGGCUGGGCAUCUCCUUCCACGAAACCUCUCGUGUUCCUUGCUCACAGUCUAGGUGGCGUCUUGCUCAAGCAGCUCCUCGUGAUACUAGCAGGAGCAAAUGAAAAUGCUCAGUUUAUGCUGAGCAUAAUCAAGGGAGCCAUCUUUUUUGGCACUCCCAGUCGUGGUAUGGCCCUUGCACAACUCCUGACUAUGGUUGGAGACCGGCCCAAUAAAGGCCUGGUCGAACAUCUCUCCGAGACAUCGAGUUUUCUACCCAACCUGGAAACACAAUUCGCUGGGAUAUCGCAUCUACAGAGAAUGAACCUUUGUUGGGCUUAUGAGACCAAGACAUCGCCAACAGUCGAAAAGAUCGAUGGAAUAUACAAACGAUCAGGUCCAAGAUCAAUCAUGGUCGAUCACCAAUCCGCGACAGGAUAUCGCACUUUGAAUCCAUCGUCUACUAUUCAGAUCGACGAAGACCACUCGCAUAUGGUUAAAUUCAACGUAGGUGACCGCAGGAUACCGAUCAUUAUCAACAAGAUCCGAGAAAUCUGCUUUUUAGGCGAAACACCUCAUCGGAUGGAACCCACUGCGUUAGCGAUGAACAUGAGCUCUGGUGUCCAGUAUGAGAGUGACACUAGCUAUGCAAGACAAGAUUUACUGGAUGAUGCACGUAACUCUGAGUUAGUAGGCUGGGACUAUGAUUUGAUCAUAUCAGUUCUCAGGGCGCCAGAAAGAGACCAAAGAUAUGGCCAGAUUGUCCAAAAUGUUGGCCAUACCUUUAGCUGGGCCUUUGAAACUCAGUCGAUUGGCUUAUCACAGUGGCUAAGGGAAGGCGAAGGAAUAUUUUGGAUCAAUGGUAAGCCCGGCUCAGGAAAAUCAACAUUCAUGAAAUUUCUCUUAGACGACGACCGGACAAAAGAGUUUUUGCACUACUGGAGAUCAAUGUCUGGACAGAUCAUUGCAAGCUUCUUCUUUCAUCAUCGCGGUACUCACCUACAGAAGUCAUUUGAAGGCCUGUUGGGAAGUCUCUUGAGUCAACUGUUGGAGGGAGAUGUCCGCCUCCGCGGACUCAUCGGAGAUUUCCUCUCCGAAAAGUCCACCGGUCUAUACGAAGCCGUUCAGUCCGACGUGAAAACACUUUUCCAGUUAUGCAACAUCAAAUCCGACAGCACUGUGCACCAGAAACACAUGGUCACUCUUUUAUGCGAAAAUCCGUCACUGAAGCUGCACCGUCUUCUUCAAGACCACGUACCGUACCUGAAGUCGGCUGAUCGCUCGUUGAUUAAAAAGACACUUCUUCGUGACUUUGACGGCAUUUCGCAUGCCACCAGUGAUAAGAGUGUCUACGCUGCGGCGGAACAGAACACGCUUCGAAAACUCUUACCCACAUUUACUGAGAAUGAAGAGAAAAUCAAAUUCAUCAUUAGGAGUUGGAGUGAAAGUCUCGACAUAUCUGGUCAAGUCGGAAACUUUCUGACAGAGGCUGAGCUGAAGCCAGACAAUAAACAACACAUCACCAGGUUGAUUGGGCGGCAAAGAGCACGCCAGAAACGUCAAAUCAGCAUUCAAUUAAUGCAGUGGACACAAUCUGAUCUUGAGCAAGGACUUCGACGAGUUUUUGACCAGGACGCUUUUGAUCUCGAAGUUUGUUUAUUUCUCGACGCCCUGGACGAGUAUGCCGGCAGCCCCGAGGUCGUUUCUGCGUUUUUGAAAGACCUCGUCAAGGCAAAGUUGGGAUCAAAAACACGGACCAAGAUCCUUUUUUCAAGCCGCCCGUGGACCGUCUUCCGCGAUCACUUUGGGACCUGUCCAAGCUUCAGCAUUCACGAGCACACCUUGGAAGACAUCCACGAGUACUGCGCUAGCUCUCUACCGGAAUGUAGCAGAAUCAAAGCGCUCAUUCGCCCGUUCGUGGGAGAUAUUGCCAACCGUGCUAGAGGUGUGUUUGUUUGGGUAAGAUUGGUUAUGACAGAUUUGGUCUCCUUAGUGACCGCGACUAACGAAACGGACGAGGAGUUGCCUCAAAAGUUGCGUCACUGUCUCGAUUCACUUCCCGACGAGCUUGAGGAAUACUAUUCAGCAAUCAUCCACCGACUCCCAGCAUCCACGAGAAAGCAAACGUAUAUCCUUUUGGAAUGCUUAUCGCGAUCUUCGGACAUAAUCUAUCUGAGUGAGGUUCCGGAAUUACUUGCUUGUGGAAUGUCUGAUUCUCUGUCCGAGGCUUUGGUUGCCAUUACAAAUGAAAAUGCACCUGGUUUUGCAGAUCCAGAAGGCCACGUUGGAACUAUUUCAGGAGGGAUAAUCGACAUUGUGGCCGGUAACGGUCUUCAGUACUCAGCUCUCUCGGACUACAGCAGAAAUUCGUUGAAAAACAAGCGAGAUUGCGUAUUGCAGCUAAUGCAUCAGACAGUCAAGGACUGGAUGGAAUUACCCACAUUCAAGCACACUGUUUUAGGAACUCGCGCGGACAUGACACCGGAGAAUGGACACAAUUUUCUUGUCAAGUUUUACACCUACGUCAAUUGUGGCCUGGGUAAGAGAUCGAUGGGAAGUUCGUCGGGCUCUGCUAUCCUCGACCACGCUGUUCAGGCUGAGAUGACCACUGGAGUCAGUCAGUACAUGUAUUUGUCUCGACUUCCUGCGAAUGUUCUAGGACACGUUCUUCGCCAGAAGAAUGACUGGCCUGGGACAUUCACAAGACACCCAGAUAUUCCACAACGCAGAGGGUAUGGUGGAGGCAUGCCGGUUAAAGAUAUCGAUUGGCUCUCCAGUACAGGAAUCCCAGGCAGCACAGAAGUUCCGGGAAGCGCAGGGGGACCAAGCGAGCUGGGCGUGCCAGGCAAGCUGACAGAACCACCGGGAGGUCUGGGAAUACCGGGAAAAGAGAGAGUACUCCAAAAUACUCGAGGGCCCUCGCACGUUUUGGCAUCUGGGCUAUACUUUGCAGUUGUCGGCGGAUUAUCUCUGUACCUAGCAGAUUCUGUUCAGCAUGACAGUUUCGUAUUCCAAAGGUCGUCCGAACCACUAGUGUCCAUUUUGUUGGAAUUAGUGCUUUACAAAUCGGCGGUACAGCAAUCGGACAUGGUCGCAGCGCGUCUGGAAUCGGCCAAGCUCAUUUUGAAUAAUGGCUUCAGAAUCCAGCUAUAUCCUGACGCCUUUUCACUCAUGUUCGAGGGAAUUUGGAGGAGCCCAAAUCAACAGACUGCCGUCAUAUAUGCAGACCUUGUGUGGGUAGCCGUUCGGAAUGGGUUGUCUGUGGCAACCCUCUUUGGCAUUGGCCUCGAUCCAGGGAGUCCAACGAGUGUGUUACAUCUCAGUCCACCGACACUUGCAGAGUAUCUCCUAGAGAAGGGUGCCAACCCCAAUAGGCUGAAUGGUGCAGGGCAAACUCCUCUUGAUUAUAUUCUCGAACCAGACUCAGUGUUCCAGAGAAGUCCCUUUGGUCUUGACUGGCUCUAUGAUGUAGUCCGACUCUUGAUCAAGAACGGCGCCCAGCGACGCAAGGGUACAAGACACAGCCAGCGACUCCAGGGCCACAAGCUCCUUCAAAGAUUAAAUGACAGCGGCUAUGAUAUUGGUCCGCUUUUGUCGCUACAGAGUCAAUCACUGAGCUUGGAUGAACAGAGUAUACCGCCAUCUGAGCCUGGAAACGGAGUGGCAGACGUGCCUCCAUCCGAUACAUCUGCUGGACAAGAAACGGCGCGCAACAGACUUGCAAGAUUAUUUGGCGGAUCCGGCGGUUUCUUCAGAUGGUAA
This is a messenger RNA of Pestalotiopsis fici W106-1, 4326 nucleotides long. RefSeq lists its product as uncharacterized. NCBI's taxonomy places the organism in Eukaryota, Fungi, Ascomycota, Sordariomycetes, Amphisphaeriales, Sporocadaceae. The transcript has 3 exons. The record is from RefSeq and is a predicted model, not a curated record. The coding region runs from base 1 to 4326 and encodes 1441 amino acids.